GCCUUUUAAAAAAAUGUAAAUCUGGCGGCCUGCAUAUUCAAUUCCUUCCCAGAAAAAAAAAAAAAAAAAACCUCGGAAGUGAAACAAAGGAAAAGAUAGUAGAGAGUUGGAAGAGUUGCAGUAACCCAGUGAGUCAAUAGAUGAUAUAGGAAUAGAAAAAUGGCGGUGGAAACGAAUUUCGCAUCGUUGUUUGGGAAGCUUAAGGUAGAAGAUCCAUGGCUCCCUCCUCGAACCUGGGAAUCCAUUCCUUCUCAGAGCGGCCGGCCUCCUCUUCCCAGCUCUCAAGCUCCCAUUUCCUCCUCAUCAUCUGUCUCAGAGGCAAGUUUGGUGAGGUUGGCUCUGAAUGCACUGCAAGGUGUAGAAUCAUCUCUUAUUAGUGUAGAAAAGCUUUCUGCUGCCUUUUGUUCUGAUCCUGCUGAUAGGACUUUUCACCAAACGCCUAGUCUUUGGAACCGGUCUUUGAGCACUCAUGCUCUGGGGAAGAUUCUCUUAUCCAUAGGCCGCUUGGGUUUCUUAGUUUUCCUUCUCCGUAAGUUUGUAGAUUAUUUCAAGAAUUUGAAUCUCAGUGGAAAUUCAUAUUCGCUAGGAAAGAGCUGGGAAAAUUCUCAAGCAGCAGACAAUCAAAAUCAUGGUGGCUGUGAAGUGCAAGAGGAAGAGGGUCCUCGAUACAGUCUUGUUAAUCAGGCAUUCUCUGUUGCUGUAGGAAAGGUUUUGGAAGGGUACAUUUGUGCACUGGACACAUUAUAUGCAUCAGUAAAUUUAAGGCGUUCAGCAAAGAGUGCUGAAAUCUCUUCGUGUGUGUCUUCUGGCUGUCUUACAAGUGUGGUUUACUCUGAAAUUACACUAUUGGAGGUAUACCUGCACACAAAGGAAUUGAGGACCAAGAUUGAAGCUCUUGGGAAUAUUUGCAACCUGCAUAAUCUAUCUCUUUGCUUCUCAGAAUCUUCUUUUGCAGAAUUAAUUUAUAAAGCAACUAUGGAAUUUCAUAACUUCUACAGAGGAGGUGAUCUGCUUAGUUACUUGUACACACAGCUAAAGGUUGCGGAUCCUGCUCACUGUUCUUUACUGAAGUUUCUCUUUCUUCAGUCAUGUGAACCAUACUGUGAAUUUAUAAGGUCAUGGAUAUUUAAAGCUGAGAUUAAUGAUCCAUAUAAGGAGUUUGUAGUAGAAUAUAUUGACACGUUACAACAUUAUUCCUUUGGUAAAGCUGGCAUCUCAAUUGACUUUCUGGUGGCAAGUGUCAAGGAGCGGGAUGGAGCUGCUGUUCCAUGUUUUCUGAAGGAUGUUUUGAUUCCACUUGUCAGGGCUGGUCAGCAGCUUCAAGUUCUAAUGAAAUUGCUUGAAAUUCGUAAAUAUGUUGACCGUGGAGACCAUACUCAUUCAGAUUUUCUUCCUUGCUGGAGUGGUUUUGCGGGCAGCAAUCCAUUUUAUGCAUCUUCAAUCACUUUCGGCAAAGAAAAUAUAGAAACCUUGGUUCUCAUGAGGAAUAAUUACUAUGAGAGCAUGCAGGAGAAACUUGAAAGCUUUCUGACAGGAUUGGAAUUCAGUUAUCAGCAGGGCAUUCUGCAUUGUGCUGAACCUAUUUUCUUUGGUAAUGGUGGAGGCAGCCUAAGUACUGCAGCUUCACUCACAGUGGAUGACAGAUUGGUUAUUACUUCAACUCAACAGAGUUGCCCAAAUGUGUCUCUUGAUGAUAAUGAUUUAGAUGACUCUAGUACAAAAGAUGGGUCCUCUCAUGUAGCUGACAUCUUUGAGUUAUCUGAGUGUUCAUCAAUGAGUAGUUUUGAAGGACAAACUGAGUCCGAGCAGUUGAUUGAACAAUCUAAUCAUUCAGUUUGGCCUAAACAAAAUUAUUUCUCUGCACUAAGCUUUUCUGUCAGUCACCCAAUUGAUAGCUCAUUGCAACAAGCUUUUCAGAAUGAAAAUUCUUACCACGUGGAAAGUAGUUCACAGGAAUUUUCUGAAAGAACAGGUCACCAUGCCAAUUUUAUAGAUUCUGAAUCCAAUGGGACAAUGUGUGACAACAUAUGUUUGCACCUUGAGUCAAACUGGUUGUGUGCAGAAGCUGAAUGCGCAAAUAUUCUACCUUACAAGGUCUGGCCAGUUGACAGUGUAAGGAGUAAUGCUUUUUAUAUUGAUGGAGGCUGCAGGGAGGAUAAAAGGUUACAUCUGUCUGAUUCUGGCAUAAAGAUGAGACAAGGUAAUAUGCAAUAUUUCGAUAACGUUGUGCAACAUUUGGGUGAAUCAAUUGCUAGCAACAAUAUUUCAACAGUGGAUGCCUCAAACGAGGAUCAACUCCAAAAGGACUCUACUUUGGGGUUAUUUCCAUCGCAACAGCUCAAGCCUAUUUACAAUGGCAGCCUUCUCAGCAAAAACCCAAUGUUGACAAAAAAUGUUCUUUGCCACCUGAUGAGCAAGUGCGGUGAUGCAAGCAGCAUAGACUACCAACAAACUUUACCUUGCUUUGACUUUUCUUCAGUGGAUGACCCUUGUAAGGUUUGUGUCAAAAGACUAGAUGCUGGGUUUAUACAUGAAUUAUCUGAGGACACCAGUUCUUCUCUGACAAAUGGUACAAGUUAUCAGUCUGGUGAACGAGGCUAUGGAGGAGAUGGUUUCGUGGUUGACAAUGCAAAAGUUUCUUAUGCUGCUCCACCUUUGGAGUUAAAGAACCAAAAUCAAGAUGUCAUUUCAACAACUGUUUCUGGUGGGAGUUAUUGGGAGUGUUUGCUUGGUAGUUCUAGCACCCCUAAUAGUAAUGGGAUUGGAGAUGUCAAGCUGAAUGCAUCUUCUGUGUUUGAGAUACCACUUGAUUUCGUUAUUGACAAAUGCUUACUGCAGGAAAUCUUGCUUCAAUAUAACUAUGUCAGCAAGUUAACCAUCAAGAUGCUUGAAGAAGGGUUUGAUUUUCAAGAACAUUUGCUAGCGCUACGACGAUACCAUUUCAUGGAACUGGCAGACUGGGCAGAUUUGUUUAUUAUGUCCCUUUCCCAUCAUAAAUGGUGUGUUACAGAGGUGGAUCGGAGACUCUCUGAAAUUCAAGGCCUUCUUGAGUUGUCAGUCCAGAGGUCGUCCUGCGAAAGAGACCAUCAUAAAGAUAGGUUAUAUGUGUAUGCAAAAGGACAUGGCAUGAUGCCUCUCUCAACUUCUACAAUCGGUGUCCGAUCCUUUGACUUUUUAGGUCUGGGCUACCAAGUGGAUUGGCCUGUCAGCAUUAUUUUGACUCCUGGUGCAUUAAAAAUAUAUGCUGAUAUAUUCAACUUUCUGAUACAACUGAAGCUUGCUAUUUUUUCAUUGACUGAUGUAUGGUGCUCAUUAAAGGAUGUAGUGCACUUGAUAAGGCAAAAACGUCAUUCCCCACUACAUGAACAUGAAGUGGGCCAUUUUAACAUGUUAAUGAAGUUGAGGCAUCAGGUCAACCAUUUUGUAUCUACAUUACAGCAAUAUGUACAGUCACAACUAUCACAUGUAUCAUGGUGCAAGUUUCUUCACUCCUUUAAGCACAAGGUCAAGGAUAUGAUGGAUCUUGAGUCAGUGCAUAUGUCAUAUCUAAUUGAUUCACUACAUAUAUGUUUUCUCUCUGAUGAAACACGAUCUAUAGCCAGCAUCAUAGAAAACAUUUUGCAAUGUGCCCUAGACUUCCGGUCUUGUCUUACUGGGGAUAUAUGGAAUGUAGGACUUGCUGAAGAUGAUUUAUCGGAUAAACUUUCUAGGAUAAAUAUAUCCCAGGUUCUCGCCAUAAAGCAAAAGUUCAACAAAAAUCUCAAAGAACUUCAUCUACUCUACAUCAAAUCACCUAAACAUGGGGAGUUUGGGCUUUCCUGUUUCUGGGGAUAUCUCAACUACAAUGACUUCUACUGUAAUGGAAAUGAAAUGGGCCGUCAUGCUUUCUCAAUCUAAACUCCUUUCCAUGCAGAUUGAAAGUAGGCAGUGAUUUGCAUUCCUUAUUUGAGAUAUGAGUUUACGGAAAUGAGUUCAACAGUAGAAGCUCGAAACCGCAUCAUGGUUUAGAUUUGAUAUUUUGUUGGACACUUAGCUGCAGCCAACCUGCAUCUAUCAUCAUGCUCUGCUGUGGGGAUCCUUGUUCAUGCGAGGUGGGGAAUCAAUCUCUUGUUUGGUUGGACAAGGUAAGCUGUGACAUCCAAUUUGUGAUUUUUGGUGUUUCUGGCGUCGUAGCUGCAGUGUAAAGCCUAAAAUUUUUCCAUUGGCCUACUAGCUAACCUAUUGAAUUAUUUUCAAAGGGAAAAAACUUGAAUAUGCUUCUGAGUUGCAAUAUUUUUCAACAAAAGGGCCUGUAAAUGUCUCGUAUUUAUAGUAUGGAAGCAAGUUAUAGCGUUAAUGAUAUUCUUUUUUGAUUCGGAAA
Theobroma umbraticum is the source of this 4360-nucleotide messenger RNA. RefSeq names its product Spc97 / Spc98 family of spindle pole body (SBP) component. Gene Ontology annotation, molecular function: gamma-tubulin binding; microtubule minus-end binding. Gene Ontology annotation, biological process: spindle assembly; cytoplasmic microtubule organization; microtubule nucleation. Gene Ontology annotation, cellular component: gamma-tubulin complex; spindle pole; microtubule organizing center. The record is from RefSeq and is a predicted model, not a curated record. NCBI's taxonomy places the organism in Eukaryota, Viridiplantae, Streptophyta, Magnoliopsida, Malvales, Malvaceae.